Messenger RNA from Drosophila innubila, 807 nucleotides. Its product is annotated as alpha-1-antitrypsin-like. Lineage: Eukaryota; Metazoa; Arthropoda; Insecta; Diptera; Drosophilidae. Bases 1 to 804 code for a protein of 267 amino acids. The record is from RefSeq and is a predicted model, not a curated record. The transcript is spliced from 4 exons. Gene Ontology annotation, molecular function: serine-type endopeptidase inhibitor activity.
AUGAUUCACUUGGAACGCUGGCGGGGGCAACAAGUGGAGGUGCUGGCGAUUCCACAAAUCGUCGGCAACGUUUUCUUUGUGCCUCCACUUGUGCCUCAAUCCUCCAGCCUGGGGCUCCAUCUCCACAUCAUCCACGGCACCGACACCGUAAACGUUCCGCAUUGGCUAUAUUCGGGAGCCAAGGGAAAGACCGCAGAAGAACUUAAGCUUUUAAUACCAUUCUUAAGUUCUGACAAUGAUACGAACUUUCAAGAAUACAUACAGGAAGAUCGUAACAAUAUUCGGUCGAAUGCUUUAAUAUAUGGAAAUUCGUUAUUCGUGACAAACGCUGUGAACAUAUUGUCAGCUUACGAGCAAAAGAUUCGAAAGAUAUUCAAUACUGAGGUUGUAAAAGUGAACUUAGGAGACUCUUCUCAAGCAGUUUCCGAAAUCAAUGAGUGGGUAGCAAAGCAAACGGAUAUCAAUAUUCGCGAAAUAAUUGAGGGAGCUAGCGAAGAUGUAAAAGUUAUGCUUAAAAGUGAGUUACUUUUUGCCGACCUGGCUGUGCGAAAAAUUCAUGCAAUUUUUGAGAGCAGUUCUAUGAUGGAAAUUAACCUGAAGUUGCCCAAGCUCAAGUUCGAAUAUAAUGCAAAUCUCAAAAGAAUGCUACAAAGCGUUGGCAUUAAUGAACUUGAGUCAGCUAAUUUAAAAUCUAUGAGUGACUUUGGAUCACUCCUAUAUUUCAAUGUUAACCAUUCAUUCGUAUUCUAUAUAAAAGACAACAAGAGAAUUUAUUUCGCUGGAAACGUUUACAAUCCCUUUUAAGGG